Messenger RNA from Lotus japonicus, 1077 nucleotides. Its product is annotated as protein E6-like. The record is from RefSeq and is a predicted model, not a curated record. Lineage: Eukaryota; Viridiplantae; Streptophyta; Magnoliopsida; Fabales; Fabaceae. The transcript has a single exon. The coding region runs from base 47 to 832 and encodes 261 amino acids.
GAUUCUUCUCACAGUCAUCUCUCAUUGUCUGUCCACACCACACACUAUGGCAUCUUUUGGAAACCACCUCUCUUUCUUCUUGCUCUUGGUGCUUUUUCUCUCCCCCCAAAUUCAAGCCAGAGAGGGCAAAUUCUUCAGCUUCUUCACCCAUUUCAGAACCAACAAUGUCAAAGAUGCUCAACUUUUGCUAGCCAAAGCUGAAUCUCCAGCACAAGCACCAGGACCAGCAUCAGCAUUAGCACCAGCACCGGCACCAUCAGCACAAGCAAUUGGAUCAACAAUACCAUCUGGGCCGGCCCCGGAACCUGAAUUUCUUGACAUGGGAGAGGGUUAUGGCCUAUAUGGCACAGAUUCUUCUAGUUCUGCUCAAUAUUCUCCCACCAAGGAAACUUCCACCACUACAAACUUUGAAAAUGAGCUUCUCAAUGAGGACUUCAAAGACCAGAGCUACAAAACAGGAUAUCCCCAGACCAAUUUCCGCAGCAACUACAACAAUGAAGUGUACACAAAAAACUACAACACUGAAGGGUACAGGAGCAAUGACAACAAUGGCAAGGAACUUUACUACAACAACAAUAACAACAAUUAUGGCAAUAAUAAUGGCUAUGAGAGGAAGAGGGAAGGAAUGAGUGACACAAGGUUCAUGGAGAAUGGCAAGUACCAUUACAAUGUAGAUACUGAAAAUGAGAGCUAUAACCUUAAUGGAUAUGACGAAUCAGGGAGAGGAAGGACUGAAAAUGAAGGUUAUGAUGAAAAAAUGCAGAAUCCUAAUGAGUUUGACACCAUGGAGGAGUAUGAGAAGCAGCAAGAAGCUCAAGGGUACACACCAUGAGUGUUUUUCUUUUCUUUUUUGUUUUAAACCAUUAGAGUGAGAGUUUGAGUGAAACAAUGCACACACAGUGAAAGGAAAAUACUAAGUUAUGAGAUAAUUGUGAUGCUUUUAUUCUAUAGUUUUAUCUGAGAUCUUGCACAGUUUCGGAAAGUAUAUGUAGUUUUAUCAUUUGUGCAGUGUGAAGUGAGGUCCUAUCCUGCCAUUGGUAUUUUUACAAUUGGAAACUAUAUAACAUUUUGUGAUCA